CAAGUGCAUUCCCCAUGUGUGCCUGCACACAAGACCACUCAAUAAACAACAGUUACAGAUAAGUACAACCCUGUUUUUCUUCUAAACAGGCAAUCCAGGAAACAGAGGAGAAGUUCCACUCAGUGCUAGUACGAAAACCCCCUCAAACAAUGAAACCCUUGCAUUACGGUUCUUGCUAUACUGUGUCCAGUUCAGCAGACCUCAAGAUAAACCCUCAGGAAUUGCACUUUACAUACAAGAGCCCUGGACAGCAGCAAUCCUAUGUCCAAUUCAGUAUCAGAAACACUGAGAGAGUCGAUGUCAGUUUGAAAAAUAAGGAAGAUCUUUCCUCUGUCUGGGAUACUUCACUUGAACCAGGGAUGCAGGCGAACCCCUCAUUGGAGCCUCAUUUCAUCGAGCAGCACAGGGAGCAGCUUAUCCAGAGGACUGCUGAAGUGGAGGGAGUUUUGGAUCUCCUCUAUGGAAAUGUUCUGGAUGAUGAGCAAUACCAAAGAAUCUCUUUGCGGGAGACUAACCCAGAGAAAAUGCGGGAGCUCUACCGGCUAGUACCAAGCUGGGACGACUCUUGCAAGGAUCGGCUGUACAAGGCACUGAGGAAGAAAAACCCGUUCCUCAUAGCAGACCUUGAAGGGAUAUGAAGCUGUGAAGAAGAUGGUGUAGUGCCAUCCAGGGGGCAAAGAGAAUCCUGAUUUGCAUGGCUAAGGACCCAGGACACUGUAGUGUCUUUUCCCAAGCAUAAAAAGAGAGACAUCAUCUCUUUUGUGCUAUGAGGAAGAAAUGGUAACCAGGUGCAUGGACACUCUGAGAAGUGAACAGGUGGGGGAUGGGGAGGACUUACUGGAAGCAGCAAUGCAUCUACAUCACUUCUGCUAUGACCCCGAAGUGAUUUCAUUGUGUAGUAAUGUCAGAGCAACACUUUGGUAUUUGGACAAAACCUCUAUGGUAAAUUUGGCUUCUACCAUAGAAUUUUUGCCCAAAUACCAGAGUGUUGCCCUGAUGUCAUGUCAUCACUUCUGGGUCACGUUGAAAGUGACAUAAAGGGCCGGCGUCAUCAGUUCUGGUGUCCUAGGCCCCAUUCCUGGCAGAUCUGGGAAAGCGAAAACGGCUGAGUGGCACCUAUGCUCUUCGGAAGCUGCCUUCCCUUGCAAGGGAAGUUAGCCUCUGAAGAGCACAGGCGCUGCCCUGUCCUGCUGCUUUCACCUUCUCAAAAACAGAAGCAGCGGGGCAGCGCCUCCACUCUUUGGAGCCUUAGGCAGGCUCCAAGGAGCACCGACGCCUCUGCAUAGACCUGGGAAAGUGAGAGCAGCAUAGUGAGGAGGAGCGCUCCUGUAGGUGAGGUGGGGGCCAGGCAGCCACCUACCUGGCUUCCUCCUAUACACUGGGCCUGGUGACAUAGAGAUGUUGCUGCAACAUCCACUAGGGCUCACUUUUUUUCUGGUAAGUCCUCCCCACUGGCUAGAUGAUUGGUGGCAGACAGUGGGGCCUAUGCUGAGGUUGUUUCCCUCCCCAAACUGCACCCUUCCAAGUUCCAGCUCCAUAUCACCAAGAAUUUCCCAACUCAGAGCCGGCAACCCUAUCCUGUUAUAAGCCUCAGGUUUCGUCUAAUUGGGUAUUUCAUUAAUAAUGUCUGCUAGCACAGUUUCAGUUACCCAUCAAUGGAAAUGAAAUUAAUCAUUAAAACAUAUACACAUGUAAGCAAAACAAAACCAUGAGCUCCCGCUCCAUCCCCUUUACUAAACCAGUCUUUACAUUACUCAUUUUUUUUCAGGUUUUGCUCCCUUUUCCAAAUGGCUGUUUAUUAACACUGGGCAAGGGACUACUCAUCAACACAUUCUAGUUUACCUGUGGCCAAAUUGUGAUUUGAACCAGAGAAAGGCAUGCCCCUCCAACCUUGGAUCCUCACUUAUGGAAUUUUCAGGAAGUAUCAUGGGUGCCACCACAAAAUGGCUGCUAUGGGGAGCAGAGCCAGUUGCAAAAACAUUGGGAGAUUUCACAAAAUGGUUUAAAGUCAAUCAUAAUCCCACAAGAGGUUGCUCCUUCUGAAUGAGCACAUCCAGAAAGAAAGGUUGGGAUCUUCUCAUGCAAUCCCUGGGCUGCAGGAAAGCUCAAAUCACCUCUUUGUUUUGUGGAAGAGAUGUUGUUUGAUCUCAAUUUCUAAAGCAAGGGGAAGAAUUGUGCUGUGUGUAGCUACAAAGAAAGGUUGCCUGUGGAUAUAACAGAGUAUAUUUAUGGUGUUAGACAAAGCACCCUAAUUUUCCUCAAGGGUUAACAUGCUUAUUAGAAAGCCUAGUCUAGUUUGCAGGUGUUCAUGAUUUGGGCCUUCCUGCAGAUACUUUCCUUAUCUCUUUCAAGGCCAUCAUAAUUGGUUAAUCUUGAGAACCUGUGCUCAGUUGUGUAACCAGAUUUUUUUUUUGGAGGGGGGGAUUAGGACAGAUGUUAACAUCAUCUGGAAAGUUCUAUCAAGGGAGAUUCCUGAUUGAAUCCAAGAAACCAUGUGGUGCCAGAGGGUACAGGCCAGUGGGAAGCUAUGCUUAUGCUCAUGCCAAUCUAGUACGCUUUGAUAUGUUGUGCUUCAUCAUAAUGGAUAGAAAUGUAUAGACCACAUUUAUGCUACUGCUUCAUUUUUUAUGCUGCAAGAAGAUUUGUCAUUUAAUACCAGAUAUUAAAUGUAUUAGGAUGGUUAACAUCUUUAUUUUCUCUGUUGCUAACCUAUAGAGACUGUACUGUAUAGUGAAAUUUUUUAAAAUCCAUAAACGUUUAUAUAUUUUUAAA
This is a messenger RNA of Heteronotia binoei (common prickly gecko), 2772 nucleotides long. RefSeq names its product apoptosis-associated speck-like protein containing a CARD. Gene Ontology annotation, biological process: regulation of apoptotic process; inflammatory response; innate immune response. The coding region runs from base 150 to 638 and encodes 162 amino acids. The record is from RefSeq and is a predicted model, not a curated record. NCBI's taxonomy places the organism in Eukaryota, Metazoa, Chordata, Lepidosauria, Squamata, Gekkonidae. The transcript is spliced from 3 exons. Gene Ontology annotation, cellular component: canonical inflammasome complex.